AACGGGCCGGAGGGGGGUUUGACAGCGCCAUCGGUGCUGUUCUCCUGUGCUUGAGCGCUGUCCUUUUCCUUGCGCUGUCCUGCAAAGCAUCAGCAUUCUUGUCCUGCCAGGCUGACGGCCAGGCUGCCGGGACUCACUGCGGCGAUACCCCCGCUGGGCAAUGCGGUUCUGCGCUCGACGACGCUCCACGGGGUCAUUGAUAUUGGCCCAGUUCUCGCCCACAACACCCACGGCACUAGGUCAUGACGAGAUUAGGUUCCAGCUCAGGACACUCCCAGGGGAGCCAGUGGGUGGGGAGCACCGACGUGAUCAUGGCAGACACAGGCUUUCGACGCUCACUGGGCAUGCAGACGGCCAGCAAAAGGCACGGAAGGAGAUCAAGCGGGGCGGGUCACUCAGGCGUCGCACGACAGUCUCCGCCAUGAUCCCUUUUUCUCCUACUCGACCUUCCAUGGUGGCCGAUCGCGUAUUUAAGAUCGACGCCUGGCUGCCCUUGCUCGCGGCAAAAACCCGAGAGGCGCGAGCCCCGUCCGGUGUCUUACAGGACACGAGCAGGAAAACGAAUAAAAAUGAUUCAAGCAGAAUCGGGCCAAGUGAGUGAGGAGAUGCUGAUGUGCAUAUCUGGGGAGGGGGCCAAAUAAAGGGGCAAUAGACGGGAAUCUGGUAGCAAUAGGCGAUUGUACCAGGGUCUA
Molecule: messenger RNA, 692 nt
Organism: Penicilliopsis zonata CBS 506.65
Lineage: Eukaryota; Fungi; Ascomycota; Eurotiomycetes; Eurotiales; Aspergillaceae
Exons: 1
Coding region: 161-601 (146 amino acids)
Source: RefSeq, a predicted model, not a curated record